Messenger RNA from Staurois parvus, 367 nucleotides. NCBI's taxonomy places the organism in Eukaryota, Metazoa, Chordata, Amphibia, Anura, Ranidae. The record is from the annotation of a GenBank genome assembly.
AUAUAGUGUAAUGCAGGGUCCAGGGAGACCAGAUAUAGUGAAUGCAGGGUCCUGGGAGACCAGAUAUAGUGAAUGCAGGGUCCGGGAGACCAGAUAUAGUGAAUGCAGGUUCCGGGGAGACCGGAUAUUGUGAAUGCAGGGUCCCGGGGAGAGCGGAUAUAGUGAAUGCAGGGUCCGGGAGACCAGAUAUAAUGAAUGCGGGGUCUGGGGAGACCAGAUAUAGUGAAUGCAGGGUCCGGGGAGACCGGAUAUUGUGAAUGCAGGGUCCGGGGAGAGCGGAUUUAGUGAAUGCAGGGUUCGGGGAGACCAGAUAUAGUGAAUGCGGGGUCCGGGGAGACCAGAUAUAGCGCAUGCAGGGUCCGGGGAG